AUGCUGAAUCGACUGGAAGGGCAGCAGAAAGAGAGAUUGAAGAACAUCAUCAGCGAUCACUUGAAAUCAACGAAUGUUUAUGGACAAGUUAGAUCCUUCGUUCGAGAUUUCCUUGAGAGCGAAGAGGGGAUGGAUAUCAAUGAAGACAAACUUCUGACCACCUUGCACGAGAAGAGGGUUGUUGAGGAAGUUCUAAACUCGCUGGGAAGAGAGCAUGGGAAUCAACUGUCACAUAGCUCAACUCCAACGUCAGCUCUUGCCAAGAAGGCAGGAGGAAAGUUCCUGCAUGUGAGGCUGAAAAAGGGGAGAGGGUUUGUCGAUCAUCUGCAUGAUGCGAGUUGUCUCCGGCUUCAUGCUUUCUUCUUCAUCAUGAUGGCCUCGUCACAGCGUCACGCUUCCAAGCCCGUGCCGUGCGAUGUUGAGCCCAACUUCGACGAUACCUUCCUGUUCCACCUCCCAGGAAACUCUGACCGUCCCGUCUCUGCGCUAUCCUCACCCAUUCAUAUGGUCGUUACCCAGCAAGGGUCUGACGACAGGCUAGAGAUCAUCGGUACGCAGGAGAUUGAGUGGAGGAAGGUGCUUGUGUCCGGAAGACUGUCGAUCGACGUUGAGCUCAUGGGCCUCAGUGGCGACUCAACUGUUGCCGUGGGUCUGCUGGGGCUGCAGCUGGAGCUGCUUCCCAAGUCUCACAACCUCCUCGCCGACGAAGUUUCCCUGGAGCAAGUCAUCAAAGCGGAAAGAGAGAGCCUGUUGGAGCACGAGAGACGUUUCUUCAAUUCCGCGAAGAUCUGGUGGAAGGAAUUCUUGCAGAUCCGUCCAGAGCAUGGCAACAGAAUGGUGAAGAUCUUCGCGAGGUUCGUCAGCCUCAUCGAGUUUUCAAGGAUGCAGCCAUUAGGAAGCGGGAGGGGAGACGUAGAAGAGCAUGCGAUUCUCUUGUGCAACCUGCUCCUGGGCUUUCGCUUCGAAGCAUACUGCGUCAUCGGUACAACUCUCGCUGGAGAUCCGCACAUGUGGGUGGCGACGUUGGAGAGGGACUUAGAGCUGAACAAGAUCAAAGUGACGUUCUGGGAAAGCCUGACGGGAUCGAGGUACAGCCAUGGAGGAAGCGAUUCUCCGUCCGUGCACAAAUACGGCAAGAUAGGAUGCGUCUUUAACCAUGAGUCCUUCUACGCGAAUGUCCAGCCCGACGACUCGGUCAGAUCGUGCAGCUUCGACCUCAACAACAUGUCGCACUGGAAAGCGAUGGACUCGGCAGCCGUACGGGAGAUCAGGCGCAGGAAGCAUGUACCUGAGCUCUCCUACUACCCGCUCUCGACGCACAUGAUGGAGGAGGUUCUUGAGCAGAGCCUGCGGGAUCUUAUUUCAAAAAGGAGAGGCAUCAACGGACUCGCGACUCACUGGGAUGAAGAGCUUUGUCAGCUGCUCAGUCCUGCGCUGACUGCCUAUGAGGCUGAGCGAGUCUACGGCAGCGCUUCUGGUCUCGCUGACUUCCAGCAGAGCAUAAGAAAUGCUGUGCCAGACGAUUUUUCCUUCAAGGGCUUUCCUAUUCAGUUUUGCCAUCUUUCUGCCCCCAGGAUGCUCGAGGAUCUACUCCGCGCCAAGGCAGCAGCCGAGAUCGUCUCGUUGCAGGGGGGGGUCGAUCGCGUUCGCUUCGCCGUAAGGUCGCAUGUCGUGGUCUACCCUGAGAGGGUCUGUGCUGUGUGGGUGAUGCUUGCUGUCGUCUACGCGCGUCUAGAGGAUUAG
Molecule: messenger RNA, 1743 nt
Organism: Guillardia theta CCMP2712
Lineage: Eukaryota; Cryptophyceae; Pyrenomonadales; Geminigeraceae
Exons: 27
Coding region: 1-1743 (580 amino acids)
Source: RefSeq, a predicted model, not a curated record